Molecule: messenger RNA, 1071 nt
Organism: Lolium rigidum
Lineage: Eukaryota; Viridiplantae; Streptophyta; Magnoliopsida; Poales; Poaceae
Product: BTB/POZ and MATH domain-containing protein 1-like
Exons: 1
Coding region: 1-1071 (356 amino acids)
Biological process (GO): protein ubiquitination
Molecular function (GO): protein binding
Source: RefSeq, a predicted model, not a curated record
AUGGCCAAAAACAAUACCUCACCCAAGACAACGUCGAGAUGCUUGAUGGAGGGCGUCACCACGGUGCAUGAUUUCGAGGUGACCAGUUACGAGUUGCUCGAUGGCAUCGGCCCCGGUAGGUUCGUUCGCUCAUGCAACUUCAGCGUGGCUGGCUACGAAUGGUUUAUCAGUUUCUUCCCGGAUGGGUGGACGUUGGAAUAUGCUGGCUAUGCAUCGGUCUUUCUGGAACGUGUCAUCGAAGGGAAUGAUGCACAUCUGGUGAGGACCAAGUUCACCUUAAACAUUCUGGAGAAAGACGGUGAAGCACAAAUAACAAGCUUUGACGUGAUAGGCAUAGGCCAUGCCUUCUCGCGAGGAAAUUCAUAUCUGGGCUAUCCAAAAUUUGUUGAGAAAUCGAAGCUGAAGUCGUUGUCGCAAGUGAUAAAUGGCUACUUUAUUAUUCGCUGUGUUCUCACCGUGAUAAAAGAACCUCGCACGGAGCUUAGGAUGAAGACUGUUGUUGUUCCGCAGCCGAAUCUGCAUGACCAGCUCUGGCAAAUGUGCAAGGAUGGACAAGGGGCAGAUGUGACAUUCAGUGUAUGUGACCAAUUGUUCAAUGCUCACAGAUGCUUGUUGGCAGCACGGUCACCAGUUUUCAAGGCAGAGCUCUUUGGUCCGAUGAAGGAGAAGGAAACACAGUGCAUCAAAAUUGAUGACAUGGACCCUCAUAUCUUUGAAGCGCUUCUUCACUUUGUAUACACAGAUUUCAUGCUAGAUGAUGGGCACUACAAAGAAGGCAAAGUCGCAAAACUGCAGCAUCUUCUUGUUGCGGCCGAUCGAUAUGGAUUGGAUAGGUUAAAGGUGAUGUGUGAAAGUAAAUUAUGUGAGGGCAUUGACGUGGAGACUGUUGCAACUACAUUGGUUUUAGCAGAGCAACACCACUGCAUGAAUCUCCAGAAGGCUUGCAUCGAGUUCAUGGCUCCCCGCAGUGUGCUACGAGCUGUCAUGGCAACUGAAGGAUUUAAGCAUUUGCUAGCGAGCUCUCCCUUGGUCAUGAAAGAGAUAUUGGACAUGGUGUCCCUUAGUGACUAG